GGAAAUUAGACCUAUAAGAUUGCUGACAAUUCAAACAGCCUUUCUACACUUGUUUCCCCUUAAGUCUUGAAUAAGAUCUGGCAAUUUUGUGUAUUGUAGAAUUUCUAUCACGAUGGGAUCAACCAGUGUCCUUUUAAUUGGCCGGUCAAGGUCGUGGUGACACAACGGCGGUUGUGACCGCCCUUACGCUAAGAAAACAUCUGCUAUCGUUGACAGUGACAGUGACAGCCUGAUAGAUUCUGUGCUGAUACUGCUGAUAACAAAUCUGACAGUUGCCAAAAUCUAAUUCAAAACAAGUUUUUUAAUUUAAUUUUAUAGUGUGACAUAAUUUGUGAUUUUACCCUAGCUUGAAUGUUUACAUGCAAUGUUUAUCUGGUAAAAUAGCUACCAUUUUAACAUCACUAACAUUUCAAUUUAGCAAAGAUGAUGUCAGACGAGUCAGAAAAUGAUGGUGUUUAUGUAGAUAAUCAAGAACAGGAUCUAUAUUACAAAAAAUACAAGUUACUAUUAGAGGAAUGUUCACAGUUACAAAGGGCUAACGAGAUACUAGUCUUCAGGAUCCAGGAAGUGAAUAAAAUAACAAAACGUAGAUUGAAGGAUGUUAAAUACCUCAGAAACAGGCUAAUGCAAAAUUAUGAUGAGGACUGGAGUGUCAUCCCAAAUACUGAUUUGGUUGCAGAAGAAGAUGACAAAAAAGCUGUAGGACACCUUAUAAUGAAGGACAGAAUUAAAGAAGAAAAACCUGAAGAAGAAAAACCAGAGAAAAAGGUAGUAAAAAAAUCAUCAAAAAGAAAAGCAGUGAGGACAGAAAAAGACCCAAAUGCUCCUAAGAGACCUUCAAAUCCAUUUUUCCAAUUUUGUCAAGAGCAAAGGCAGAUACUGAUGGAACAGAUAACUUCAGAGUUGAAACCUGGUGAAGUAGAACCAACAAAACAGGAGUUGACUAGGCAAUUGGCGCUCAAGUGGAAGACAUUGUCAGGACAAGACAAAAAAAUCUAUGUAGAUAGAUAUGAAAGGUCUAAAGAGAAAUAUGUUGCUGAACUAGAGGAAUAUAACAUGAAGAAGUAAUGUUAUUCUUUGUAUAUGAUCUGUGAUUUUUUUUAAAAAUAUGGCCUUUUUCACAAACAUCAUUUAUGUUUUGACAUCUAAUGGGGUGAACAGCUAAUACACUUUUCACACCAAACAUAGUCAAAAACUGUUUUUUGUUUCAAUUUUAAAAUGCUAGAUAAUCACCUGUUAUUUGCUGCCACACCAUCUUAUACCCUAUUUCACGAGUAUCCAUCAUGCUUUGACGUUUACUGAGGUGAACAGUAAUCAGCAAGUGACAUUUUUGUGUAGGUCUAUGACUUUGGCAAUAAUGAAUCAGAUAUAAAUCUAGUAAAACUUGUUUGUAGCAUAUUGUUUUUUUAUACAAAUGAAGGUAUCUAAAUAAAAGAGCUGUUAGCAAAUACAAAGUGAAUCUGUUGCAUACAAAAACCAAAACAAAAUAUGGUUCUGACUACCUGACGUUGACGGAUCCGUCAGAAUUAUGUGUCUUGUGCCGAUAUGGGGAAUUUUGAGAUAUUACUAGAUGAAUGAAUGAAACAUGAAAUUAGAGGCAUACUGGCCACCAUAAGGAGCCAGCUCACAGGCCACCUAGACAGACCCUUGUGUACCACAUUCCUGAGACCUCAAGCCUCGCCAUUCUAGCAAAGUUGAGUAUGGCCUUGUAUGCAAGCUCCUCAAGCGAUUUUUAUUUUUUUGUCCGUAGUUCCGUCGCAACUGAAUCAAUUUUCAAAAUCUUCAACUACCUAAACCUAAAAGAUGAAAGUAUUGAACUCGCGAUAGUAUGCAUCUUCAGUUUGCAAGUCUUAUGUUGCUUAAAUAUAUCUGCAUCACACAAGUCUGCGUUUCUCAUUUAUAUCGGCAUAAUAAGUCAAUCUACUUGACAAAAUAUUGAGUGAUCAUAUAUACUGAGUAAAACAAAUUAAGUCGGCAGUGGCCUACACGACGAUGCAGCGUCGCGCACCCAACGAACAACGAUUGCAAGAUAUUUCGAAUUAUGAGCACAUUAUAGGUACAUUGAGCUUUUAUCAUUUAAUUUUCCCGGUGUUACCAGAAUCAAAAGCUUCUUAAUGAUAGAACGUCUUUGACUAAUACUAAAGACGCAAUAUUUACAACCCCCAAUUUUCAACCCCUAACAUGCUCAGGAGAUUUUGAAACAUCUAAAAACAAAAUUGUAGCGAUUUUUUGUCCUCUUUUUUCACCCUAUGGCGUAGGAAGUAAAAUGGACGUAUUGAAGAUCUAAAAGGAGAAUUUUGAAGGUUAAAAUGCCUGGUUUUUGGAUCUUUUAGUCAAAACAUAUUUGAAGCUGUAGGUUCCACGCAAUCCUAGGAAGAAGAGUGCAAUUUUUUAUUUUCUUAAUAUUUCUUUGCUAGGCUAUUAUAGGCUCAAUAGCCUGUUACAACUUCUAUUUGAUCUAUCAUCUAUAUAGUGCAUUCUAUAUUUAUCUGUCAGAUAUAAAGCGGUAUGAGACAGGUAAAUAUUACAAUAUAUUUCCAUUUUUUUUUUGUUUGUACUGAAAAAAGUGACCGAAACGUCAAUAAACAGUUAAUCCUGCAUAUGCAGUUUCAGUUAACAGGUAGUUAUUAAAUAGGUGGUAUACAACGAUCAAAGGGACCGACAGUAUGUUUUCAAAAUUAUGCCGGAUGAGGCAGUAGAACAGACGUUCUCAAAAUGGGCGAAUGUCCCCUUGUAGGCGCUGGGGACCUACGGAAACUUGGGAGUGAACGAAUGAAUGAAUCUUUAAAUUAGAGGCAUUCCGGUCAGUAUAAGGAGCCAAUGCAUAGGCCGCUUAAACGGGCCCCUAUGCACCUCUACAUUCCUUAGAUCUUGCCUUUCUAGCGAAGUUGAGUAUGGCCUUGAGUCCAAGCUCCUCAACGUCCUGGGGGUCCAAAGUGAUGGACCCCAAUAUAGUCUGCCUGUAGUAGAGCCUCAGUGACACAGAACGUGCGAAUUCUCUUCCUCUACCCUGCAGCGCUCACACAAGGGAUCCUCAGUCACCUCCAUCACGUGCAGGUGUCACCUUAACGUGUUAUGGCCAGACAACAGUCCCACCAGCAAUCUUAGGUUGGCUCUAACCAAAGAUAAGCAGAAACGACCAUCCUUAGCGUUGGAACCAACAAUUAGUUCCCGUGCCUGACGUAGAUGUCUGGAGAUGCUUCUCCAUUUCUGAGAGUGUUAUCUUGCAAUCCACUCCUCCAUUGUUAAUCUAACGCUUAGCGCGGGCAACCCUGGCUCAGGAUCAACGAACUUGCUGGCUGAUCCUGCCUUCGCCAGAGCGUCCGCCGUCUCAUUGCCCUUUAUCCCAGCGUACCCACAGUAACGGUACCGAAUCCCACGCUACUAGACAAUCCAGAACCUUCCUGCAUUGCAAUACAAGGCUCGAAGUAAUCUUACAGGCACUUAGUGCCUUCAUUGCAGCCUGGCUCUCAGAGAUGAUUGUUAUUCUUCUCCUAGACCCUAGACUCACCCCCUCCAAAAUUAGGAAUAGACAAACCAGAAUCACAACGAUUUGCGCAUGGAAAAUAGUGGUGUAUCCACCAAGAGGCAGAGUUAGCCUAGUCCUAGUCCCCGAGAUCCCAGCGCCAGAGCCCUCUUCGGUGAGUCCCCAGCUACCAGCGUCCCACUCCUCCCUCGUUGGAUACUUACUAGAUAAUCAGCUGUCAUUCUACCGCGAUGGAUACUCGUGUAAUAGUCUAUAGAUGGCAGGAUUGGCUCCAUAUGAAUAUGUGUAUCACUUAGGCAGCUUAACCUCCUAUACUCCUAUCUCUAAUCUUUGACGUACAGGAUACGUGAAAAAGAUCAGCGAUUUAUACCGUCAAAUAAACCUUAAUAUACCUUUAGUUAGUAGAUAAUGCCUGAAUACUAUAAUCAUGUAAACAGCAUAAGUGUUUUAUUCAUCUCCAUCUGAAGUUAUAUCUGAAAAUACUGGUCUUAACUGAUUUCGAAAGUCACACAAUUUACAAAGCUAAGCAUAUGAUUUACCA
Acanthoscelides obtectus is the source of this 4028-nucleotide messenger RNA. NCBI's taxonomy places the organism in Eukaryota, Metazoa, Arthropoda, Insecta, Coleoptera, Chrysomelidae. The record is from the annotation of a GenBank genome assembly.